UGCAGAGUGAGCCAAACGGGAAUUGGCUCCCUACAUGUCCUUAAUCUCACACAGACACAGACACAGACCCCAAAAACUCCCAUUGGUUCUGUCCUUUGCCCCACAAUUGCACAUGAUUUUGUUCCCAAGUCUCACCUUAAAUACCCCCCCCAGUCCACAUACCCUUCAGCCCUUCCACACCAGUACCCUUGACCUCUCCCAACUUUUCUCCAAUCCCAAAUCCUUCCCUGAAACUGUGAUCUCUCCCCCUGCUGCUUGCCCAGAAAGUUCAUUACUUUCUUAAAAAUGGCCAUCAGAAAAUCAAACAAACUGCCUCAAACAGCUGUACUCAAGCAAAUUCUCAAGCGGUGCUCAAGCUUGGGAAGGAAACAACAUGACUACGAUGAACAAGGGCUUCCUUUGGACGUCCCAAAGGGGCAUUUUGUUGUAUAUGUUGGAGAGAACAGAAGCAGAUACAUUGUUCCAAUCUCUUACUUGACACGUCCUGAGUUCCAGAGUCUACUGCAACAAGCUGAAGAAGAGUUUGGCUUCAACCACGAGAUGGGUCUCACAAUUCCUUGCGAAGAAGAAGUUUUCCAAUCUCUAACAUCCAUGCUCGGAUGAAGAUUAGGUCGUGCACUGGGUUUGGUUUUUCUUUUUCUUUUUUUUUGGAGAAAAUGGCUAAAGAUGAAGCUGCUUCAUUGCUUCUCUAUUCCAGUUUUCUCUUUUCAUCUCUUUUUCCUUAUAUUUUAAAGGGAUC
This is a messenger RNA of Juglans microcarpa x Juglans regia, 739 nucleotides long. Its product is annotated as auxin-responsive protein SAUR50-like. NCBI's taxonomy places the organism in Eukaryota, Viridiplantae, Streptophyta, Magnoliopsida, Fagales, Juglandaceae. Gene Ontology annotation, biological process: response to auxin. The coding region runs from base 286 to 603 and encodes 105 amino acids. The transcript has a single exon. The record is from RefSeq and is a predicted model, not a curated record.